Molecule: messenger RNA, 1062 nt
Organism: Dibothriocephalus latus
Lineage: Eukaryota; Metazoa; Platyhelminthes; Cestoda; Diphyllobothriidea; Diphyllobothriidae
Source: the annotation of a GenBank genome assembly
AUGAGGGUGGUUUCGGCACUGGCAGACGGUCCGGCCCUGUCUUUUGUAAGUCAGCAGUACCUUAAGAAGUUGGAAAUGGACUUACCAGUGCUUCGAACCGUCGCUGGAAUGUAUUACCUAGUAGAUACCCCAACGAUCUUAACGGAACUUCCUGCAGAAAAUGAGUGCAUCAUUGUUGCAUCGGAAGAUGACCGCUUUGUUGCCGUCUGUAUGAACAAUGAAAUAUGUUUUCAUUGUCAAAAGGUAUCAUCUUUGAGUGAAGUAAUGACUCUUCUCCCGCCGCAGACCUUUGCUCUUCUUGGUAAAUACAAAUGCAAGACACAUACUAUUGAAAACUUUGGGGAUAUCUCGGACCUCUGCUGGAAUGAGACUGGUGACACUUUACUCAUGCAGACGUGUGAUGGUUACCUUAUACUGCUCAUGCUUGCGGUAACUGAUCUAGAGCCCGAGACUACAAGUGACAAGAACUUUUCCCCGCAAUUUGCCCUGGAGGUUAAAACAGUCAGAAUCCUGAAACGUAUUGGACAGGUCACAUGUUUUGUGCAUUCGGGCAAGAAAAUAAUCUCCAGCAACAGAAAAGGACGAAUUUUCUGUAUUACCUGGUCAGGUGAUACCCUCGCCAACGAAGUUAUGCAGCUGCACCAUUUGGCUGUACAAUCCGCCUUGGAGAAUACAGCAGCCACAACUUACUUGGACGCCUCAACCUAUUGCCAGCGGUUAUUUUGGACGCCAACACUAGGGGGACUUGUGUCUAUACUCUCGGAUGGCCGUGUUCUCCUCCUCUUGUUACCGCCAUCUUUUGAAUUAGAUCCUCUGAAGGUGAAAGCAGUCUGGGUUGUGGGCUUGCACAACCCCACCGCGGUCUCCGUUAACAAUCGUUUCCAAACCGUGGCUGCCGGUACUGAAAAAGGAGAUAUUAUUACCUAUCGUUUUGACGAUGCGUCCAGUUCCCCUGCAAUGCACCAAAAGUUUCCAUUACCGGAUUCCAUUAUUCACGGUAAGAGUUAUUCCCUAAGUGCUUUCAGUAGUUUUAUGCCAGAUAGCAGUUUCCGAUGUUUUUAA